AUGAAUAAUCUAUCUAAUUGUGAAAAAGAAGAAAAUUCAAACAAAAGAAUAAACUUAGAUAGGAUGGUAAAAAAAAUUGUAGAUAAUGAAAAUACAAGGAAUGAUUUUGAAAAAACUGAAAUUAAUUCAUGUAAAAAAGGUUUAUAUGAAAAUUUAGAAAAAACAAAUUCAAAUGAUGAUGUUACUAUUGAAAAUGAAUCUCUUUUAAAAUUUACUAUAACAUGCUUUUUUACAAUUGCUGCUGCAGGAAUAGGUAUGGCUGUAGCUGGACGUUUUUUAGAACUAGGACAAGAAUCAUAUCUUUUUACAUCUUAUCCUUCACUAAUUGCUAUUUUUCCACCAUUAGUUGGUAUGAAAGGAAAUAUUGAAAUGACACUAGCAUCACGAUUAGGAACACUAGUUAACAAAAAUAUGUUAAAUUUAAAUCUUGAAGCAUUUAAACAUGUAAUUCCUAAUAUUUCUGUUGUUUCAAUUCAAUCUGUUUUAUUAUCAACAUUAUCUACAUUUGUUGUUAAUUUAAUUUGCCUAAAUACAAUCAUAUUUGAAAAUAUGGAAAUUGUUUAUGCAAUAAGUAUUGGAACAGCAUUAAUUGCAUCAACUGUAUUAUCACUUAUUGUUGUAAUUGGUAUAUUUAUUGCUAAAUAUUUAAAUUAUGAUCCAGAUAAUAUUGUUGGACCAAUUGCUGCAUGUCUUGGUGAUGCAGUAACAAUUGUCAUUAUGAUGUAUUAUGGAAGUCUUAUAGAUAAUUUAUCACAAAAGUAUUCCUGGAUACCGUUAGUUUGUUUAUUAAUUAUUUAUAUUUGGUCAAUUAUUAUGAUUCCAAUUGCUUGGCAAUACUCAAGAACUAGAACAGUUCUUAAAUCAGGAUGGUUUGCUACAACAAUAGCAAUGUUAUUAAGUUCUAUAAGUGGAAUGUUUUUACAUUCAUCUACACAAAUGGCAUCAUAUGCUGCAGCUUUUCAACCAAUAUUAAAUGGAUUAUCUGGAAAUGUUGGAGCAAUUCAAGCUGCAAAAAUUUCAACACAACUAGAAAUUAAGUAUCCAGAUCAUGUAUUUGAAAAGGAAUACAAUAUUUAUUCAUAUUUUAUUCCUUUUAGAUUAUUUCUUGUUAAAGAUCGAGAAUCAUAUCAAGCAAUAAUUUUAUUAAUAAUAAGUAUUGUAUGUCAAUGUUUUUUAGUACCUAUUGCUCAUUCUUUGAUGGGUUUUCAAAAUAAUGUUUCUUUUUUGUUUAAUAUUUUAUAUAUACUUGCAAGUAUUUUUCUUGUAUUAACCUUAUUGUAUAUUUCACAAUGGAUUUGUCGCUAUUUAUGGAUGUAUGGUUAUUCAGCUGAUGACAAUUCAAUUCCAAUAAUUACAGCAUUUGGAGAUUUAUUAGGAUCUAUACUUAUUUUCUCCAUUUUAUAUAUUAUUUAUAAUAUUGAACUUCCUAUUAUUGAGGGAGAUUCUUGA
Strongyloides ratti is the source of this 1449-nucleotide messenger RNA. RefSeq names its product SLC41 divalent cation transporters, integral membrane domain-containing protein. The transcript has 4 exons. The record is from RefSeq and is a predicted model, not a curated record. Gene Ontology annotation, biological process: monoatomic cation transport. Gene Ontology annotation, cellular component: plasma membrane. Gene Ontology annotation, molecular function: monoatomic cation transmembrane transporter activity. Bases 1 to 1449 code for a protein of 482 amino acids. NCBI's taxonomy places the organism in Eukaryota, Metazoa, Nematoda, Chromadorea, Rhabditida, Strongyloididae.